CUCCUUUCGAAUGGCCCUCUUCAGCCGUCUCCAUCCCACAAUGCACCCCGACCGGCAGCCUUUGAAAACGUAGCGCGGCUGAUUCAAGAUGGCGGAGAUGGAACAGCUGCUGGACGAAAGUUCGUCAGCAAAAGCUCUUGUCAGUCUGAAAGAAGGUUUAUCAAACACUUGGAGUGAGAAACAUGGCUCAUCCAGAUCUCCAAAGGGAAGAGCAGAUUUUUCACCUGUGGAGAAUACCAGGGGCUCAAAGAGGAGCCGUGUUUUGUCUGAGGAGGAUGAAGGGCCAGUCACCUCCAGAUCGCCUAGGAGGAGUCAUAGAGUGACAACUAUGCCACAGAAAUUUGCUGAUUUUGCAGUCCCAGACAAAAAGGCAUCUCAGAAGAUUGGACUGAGAUUAAGGAAUUUAUUGAAAUUGCCUAAAGCACACAAGUGGUGCAUAUAUGAAUGGUUUUAUUCAAACAUUGAUGGACCUUUAUUUGAAGGAGACAAUGACUUCUGCCUCUGCCUGAAAGAGUCAUUCCCAGGGCUAAAAACAAGGAAGUUGACAAGAGUUGAAUGGGCAACAAUCAGAAGAUUGAUGGGAAAACCUAGAAGGUGUUCAUCUGGAUUCUUUGCGGAGGAGCGGUCAGCCCUGGAGCAGAAGAGGCAGAAGAUUCGACUUCUGCAGCAGCGCAAGCUCGCAGACUUGGCACAAUGCAAAGACUUGCCCGAGGAGAUCCCCUUGCCCUUGGUCAUAGGAACCAAAGUCACAGCUCGCCUGAGAGGUGUUCACGACGGCCUCUUCACGGGCCAAAUCGACGCUGUGGACACUGGUGCAGCCACAUACAGGGUCACGUUUGACAGAAAGGGUCUAGGGACACACACAGUUCCGGAUUAUGAAGUCCUUAGCCAUGAUCCAGGUGAAACCAUGCCACUUUCAGCCUUUGCUCAGAAGCAGCGUCCAGCCCGCCUCCACACCUUCCUGACGCCCACUCGAGAACCGUACCCCUCAUCAGCCCCAUCUGCACUAAUGGAUAAUGAUCCUUUGCUCGGUCAGUCUCCAUGGAAGAGUACCCUGACCACAUCAGAGGGAGAUACACUUGGCGGCUUUCCAGUCAAUUUUCUUGUACAAGUUACACGGUUAUCAAAGAUCCUCAUGGUUAAGAAGGAGCAUAUAAAACAGUUAAAAGAGAUGAAUGCAGAAGCUGAAAAACUGAAAUCAUAUGCAAUGCCAAUAGAAUACGAGUUUCAAAGGAGAUAUGCUACCAUUGUGUUGGACCUUGAGCAGCUUAACAAAGACCUCAAUAAAGUGCUGCAUGAAGUUCAGCAGUAUUGCUAUAAGCUGGCUCCAGAGCAGGGCCUUCAGCCCGCGGAGGAGGCCAUUGACGUGCGGCGGCGCUGCGAGGAAGAGGCUCAAAAGAUGGUCAGGCAGGCCAACGCCCUCCCCAACGGUCAGCACUGCGUCCACAGCCCACGACUCACCCAACUCAUCUCCAACCUCACCACACUGCUGCUGCAGAUCAAGUGUUUGGCUGAGGGAGGUGAUUUGAAUUCCUUUGGGUUUAAAUCAUUGACCGAUUCACUCAAUGAUAUCAAAAAGUCAAUUGAUACUUCUAAUGCCAGCUGCUUCCAGAACAACGUGGAGAUUCAUGUGUCCCACAUCCAGAGCGGCCUGAGUCAGCUGGGGAACCUCCACGCCUUCACCACCAACAACACCCACAGCGCUUAAUUCCUCCAGCAUUUAGUACAUAUCUAAAGAUCACUCUGUACAUAUCCUCUGACAUAAUCUUAAUAUACCUCGGACAGCAAGAAGUGCAAUUUCAAAACCUCCAGAGAACAUUACUCUUGAAAGGCCAGAGAGUUGGAAUGAGUGGAGUUUUAUGCAAGAGAUUUGUGAGAUGGGUAACAUUUUUGCAUAGUGCACACACAUAAUCAGGGUUCACCUCCUAAACACAUAUGCACACACACGCACACGCACGCACACACUAGAUUGCAAAGAAAUGGACUGUUUCACCCUCUUCUCAUACAUCACUCGCUGUUCCCAGGACCAGCCCUGUUUCCAUGCUGAGCUUUUCACAUUGAUCUGUUUUGAUUGCUUCCCUUAAAUGGAAGUAGAAACAUUUUGAUUGUCCAUAGCUGCACUUCUGGCCUUCAACUCCCUUUUAAGGGUCUGUUUCACUUUGAACCUCAUUCUCACUUGUAUUUUUUAGCACAUUUAUGAAAGUUAUUUGUUUCUUCUUCUACAGCUGCAAACUGUAAUUGGGUCUGCUAAUUUGUAUCAGUAGAUGACGUGGGGCUCUGAAUUGACAUUGCACAGUAAUAGACUUGUUACACAAAAUCUCUGCAUACAAGGAUGUAGAGAGCAGUGGUUUGUGUUUUGCUGAAGGGUUUUUGAUGGUUUUUUUUUUUUUUUAUUGCAUGGGAUGUUUGUUAAAAAGCAAAAUGUCAUAGCAUUGCUAUUCAUCUUUCCAAUUUUAAUUUCUGUACAUUUGUAGGUGAACACUCAAAAUGAGUGAUUUCACAGAAAUGCAUACCUGAAAAAAAAUACUUUAACAAUAUUCUGUGCUAUUUUUGUACUCCUGGUAGUGUGUUUAUAAGUUCGAAUAAGUAUUUAUAAUCUCUGGAGUUCUGAGAUGCCUGUAAUGUUAUGUGUAAAUACUUCUAAAUGAUUUUUAUCACAAGUCUUUGUACAGUUAUUACCAUAAUUCUGGAAAUGUAUGUUAAAAGUAGAUACUUUCCUCCAGUAGUUAUUUUGCUUAAAUUGCAAUGAUCUCCCAACAUAAGAUCUUAUUUAUAAGUAUAUUUUAUUGCAUUUAUGGUGCGUCAAUCUCUUAAACCAAAAUGGUGCACAUUUUCCCUAUGCAAAACUGCCUUCGAAAAUCUUGUUUCCCUUGAUGUGUGAAAUUAAAAUGAU
Molecule: messenger RNA, 2893 nt
Organism: Alosa alosa (allis shad)
Lineage: Eukaryota; Metazoa; Chordata; Actinopteri; Clupeiformes; Clupeidae
Product: protein lin-9 homolog
Biological process (GO): regulation of cell cycle; regulation of transcription by RNA polymerase II; DNA-templated transcription
Cellular component (GO): nucleoplasm; transcription repressor complex
Molecular function (GO): DNA binding
Source: RefSeq, a predicted model, not a curated record